CAGUAGCAACACUCGGCCACUUCCGCAGUAUCAUAGCAACGCUAUUGUAAACAAUACUCUCUCAUUCAGCGCACUGUGUGAUAUGUUUUAAACCAGUGCUUAUUAACGCAACUGAAAUGCACCAAUCCGAACCUUUUGCGGGAGAAGAGGUAGACGAAUCUGGACCGUCUGUUGAGUCUAAAAACCAAGAGGAGAGAAUUACAGCCCGUCGCCUCCGCAUAGCCGCACGAAAUGAGGCCGAAACACGUCAAGAACUUGGCGAAGAUUCCCAGGGAAAGGAGGAUGUUCAAGAAGAAACACGGAAAAGUCAGAAGGAAGUGGAGAAAAGUAAAAGGCACAUGACAAAAUUACAAAGUGAUGGCCUAGAGUUGGUGACCAACAUUCAGGUAGCUGUAGAUGCCAGAGAAUCUGACAGGAGAACGGAGCUAGAGGAAGCAUGUCGACUGAGGAGAGAAAAGCUGGAAAACGAGGCCAAGUCCAGCCAGGAAAAGUUUGAGGAGAUCACUCACAAAUGGACGGAUGCUAAAAUGAAACAGACCCCACUAGAUCUAAGAGAUGCUCUGAACAGCCAGCAACAACUCUGUGAACAGAUUUUAGCGGACAAGAAUAAACUUAUCAGUGAGCUGCAGCAGGAACUUAAGGCAAGUGAUGAUCGCUUUGUGAAGGACCUGAAAAGACAGGCUAAAGACAUAGACCUGCUAAUUGAGAGGAUGGAAGAACAGAUCUCAAGUCUGAAAAAGUCAUAUCGAGAGGACCUGCAACAGAUUGAGAACUCGUAUGAUGAGGAGAGGAGAACAUUGCUAACCAAACACAGGAAGAAAUGGGAGCAUCAGAUGAAGGAGCGAAGCGAGAAAGAGCUGAAGAACAUGAUGCAGGGUUUAAGUCUCUUGGAGGAGCAUGAGGACUUGCUGCAAAAGCUGAGGGUUCAUAAAGCUGAAGAAUACAACAUAGAUAAAAUCAGAAUGGAUACAGAAGUACAGAAUUUAAGAAAGAAGCUACAAGAGGUGAAAUUCAACUGCCAUCUGAAUGAAGAAAAACUUGAUUACAAAUAUGAGGUGCUAAAGAAAAGAGAGGAGGAGAACGCUAUCUUAAAAUCCCAAAUGAAGAGGAAAAUUAUUAGAAUGCAAGAUGUUCUCAACAACCUUAAGUCUAAAUGCGCCAAUCAGGAGAAGCAGUCAAAAGCAGAGGAACAAUCACUGGAAAAUGACUAUGCACGCAUUAAACAACAGUACAGAGACAUGCAGAAGAAAGCAAGACACUUUGCAACACUCGAUGCGGAGCGUUUUGAGAAGCUGUGGUUGAUGAGUGAAGAUGAGGCGAAGGCCCUGGCACACAGGGUGCUGGAGACAGACCGAAUAAUUCACGAGCAGCAGCUGGGUCUGGCUUGGGUGUCUCCUCCACUUCCUUUCAUGGAGCGCUCCGGCCCGAUUGAACAUAAGACUCUCAGGACGACCUCACAGGCAACUGCAGAUACCCUGCAAGUAGAAACAGGAGGAGACUUAGUGGAGGAGUCUGAGAGUCUGGAGGACACUAGUAGUGGAGUGAACAGGAGAACGGUGAAGAGAAUUCUGGAUCUGCUGUGUGACGAAUUGGGUUUUCUCGUAGAGAGUAAACUGCUGAAGCUGGUGUCUCAUCUGGAGAAGAAUGAACAGUCCCUUAUAAAACUAGAUGCCAUUUUCUCAGUAAUAGGAAUUGAGAGUGAGAAGGAUGUGUAUAAAAUGGCUGAGUUCUUAAUGAAUUACAGACAACAUGGCCGAGAACAGAGGGAACUGAUGGAGGAAGAGGAGACCAACGAUCAACCCUCUGACUUUAUCCAUCAUAACGACCUAUUAGUGGCUCUAAAAGAUUUUACCGCCCAACACUGCAGACACCAUGAUGUUCAGGCCUCACAUAAGAGCAGUGUGUUGGGGUUGGAUAUGAGAGAUGACUCUGAGGAUGCAGCGUUUUGGGAAAGCAUAGCUAAUGUCAUCCCAGAGUCCAAGGUCAGGCUCUGGAGUGCUCUAGAUACAGCUCUCAACAAGUACCAUACUGUACUGACUGAAAGAGCUGAGCUACUGGUGGAAACACAGGAUGUACAACAACAGAAUACUGAGCUCAGACAGCUGCUGCAUCUUUAUACAAGCUCCAAGGCCAGUGCUGAGCCAGAGAUGCAGCCCAUGAGGAUGAGGCGGUUCCCCAUGUGAUAUGCUUUAUAAAAAAAAAAUAAAAAAAAAAUCUGUAUUUGCAAUCUAAAUAAUAUGCAUGUCAACACUUGAAAUGUUCAAGCUCAAGUUAAAUUAGAGAGACAGGAAUAAACCAUUCUCAACAAAGGAAUCUGGAUUUUUUUUAAAUAUAAUUGCUAAGCAUGUAUGCAGUGCAUGGACUGCGAAAGGAAUUGGUCAUUUGGUUCAACAAGUGACACAGAACUGCAGUUUCCACUUUUCAACACUAGAUGGAGAUGUUCCGACAUGAAUAAGUUUAAUAGCUUGUAGUUGAUUAUUUAUAUUCCAAAUUCGUGAUAUAAGAAUAAUUCGUUUAUAUGUAUAAGUGUAAAAAAAAGAUCAUUUGAUGAUCAUAAUAAAUUCCUCCCAAUGGUAAUGUUUUAUGACUGAGUGAGAUCCUUAGAUUGGAAUGGGUUUUCAAAAGACGCAAACGCAACGGUCAAAGACGUCCGUUUUUGCGCAUAUUUACUCAGAAGAGCUAUGGAAAAGCAGUGGCAUGAAGAGGCAAGUUUCUCUACAGACUGCAGUCCAAACAUAAGUAUGUUUUAUCACAAAUGACCUUUAUAUUUGAACAUGUGUC
This is a messenger RNA of Labeo rohita (rohu), 2781 nucleotides long. RefSeq names its product dynein regulatory complex subunit 1 homolog (Chlamydomonas) (gene drc1). Gene Ontology annotation, cellular component: axoneme; axonemal dynein complex. Gene Ontology annotation, biological process: regulation of cilium movement; axonemal dynein complex assembly; cilium-dependent cell motility. The record is from RefSeq and is a predicted model, not a curated record. The transcript has 16 exons. The coding region runs from base 117 to 2183 and encodes 688 amino acids. Lineage: Eukaryota; Metazoa; Chordata; Actinopteri; Cypriniformes; Cyprinidae.